Messenger RNA from Protopolystoma xenopodis, 366 nucleotides. Lineage: Eukaryota; Metazoa; Platyhelminthes; Monogenea; Polystomatidea; Polystomatidae. The record is from the annotation of a GenBank genome assembly.
UUGAUAGAAAAUGAUCCGAAUUUUGGUCACUUCUACCAAAUACUUGCAUAUCUCCAGCUUUGUGAAACAUUCGCUAUCGCCACCAGCAAUCCUGUGGCGGCGGACCUGUUGCACCAGCACAAGAUGAACCUGUUCCAGACGCUGCUCUGUUACUACGGUACCAUUGGCCAGUCUUCAAUCUUGCCUCGACUAGCAAGUCAGCUUAAUGGGCCAGGACAAAAGGGAGAAAAUGAAACUCUGCAGAUCAGUCAGUCCUCUUAUGCAUCUAAAGUCUCCUGUGCCUCCACGACUGAUUGUCAUUCCAGCCAUUCCGAAAGAGCCAGUGAAAAUAAUGAGGCCACAACUCGUUCUGAGUCUACUCGGUAA